AUGUCACAAUUUGAAUCGUUUCUCGAGAGCUAUUCAGGGGGGAACUUUCCUCCAACAGAUGCAACUGGCUUCAGUCACGACGAAAGGCAAGUAGGUAACAACACAAUGAGUACUUUUAAUAGCAACAGUAAUAAUGUUCACAACAUCAAUACCAAUACCAAUACCAAUAAUUAUAACAAUAACAAUAACAAUAUGAAUAUUAAGCGCGAGGAGAUUGACGAGUUUUUGAACAGUUCGGUUGAUAUCAAGCGACAGCUUUCUCAAUCAUUCGGAGGAGGAAGCGGAGGAUCUACACACCAUGGGGGUGUAUCGAAACCCCAAUCUCGGCGCAGCUCAGUUUACAUCAAGUCCCAGGAAGGAAGCGAUGCUGAAGAUAAUGAAGGUACCGAGGAAGACAAAGAACAGGGCAAUGAAAGAAAGAGAAGGGAUAAUAUCAAUGACAAGAUUCAAGAGUUAUUGACACUAAUACCCAGCGAAUACUUUGCUACACCAGCGACAACUACAAACUCCGCAACGGGUAAGGACGAGUCCUUGAUGAAGAAGGAAGCAAGUCCCAGCGCGGCUUCUCCCACUGAUGACGAUGUGAAUAAUACAGUAGCCAAAACCGGAACGAAGGAUGGUAAACCGAACAAAGGGCAGAUCUUGACGAAAUCGGUUGAGUAUCUACAAAACUUGCAGAAUCUAAUUGACGAGAAUAAUCGGAAGGAGGUAGAACUUAUUAUGAAAUUGGAGACGCUCAAGUUGAAGAAACGAAACAAUGGGAAAGUCCAGGAUGGAGUUCCCAUUAGGAUAGGAUACACCAGCGCGGAACGUGCCUUGGGGGAAAUCGGCGUCGGUCCUUGCUCAGACGAAUAUUUCAAGAGUGUGCUUGUGAAAAGUGCCAACUCAAACAAAUCUGGAAGGAAGAACAGCAUUUGA
Molecule: messenger RNA, 918 nt
Organism: Lodderomyces elongisporus
Lineage: Eukaryota; Fungi; Ascomycota; Pichiomycetes; Serinales; Debaryomycetaceae
Gene: RTG1
Product: Rtg1p
Exons: 1
Coding region: 1-918 (305 amino acids)
Biological process (GO): regulation of transcription by RNA polymerase II
Molecular function (GO): RNA polymerase II cis-regulatory region sequence-specific DNA binding; DNA-binding transcription factor activity, RNA polymerase II-specific; protein dimerization activity
Source: RefSeq, a predicted model, not a curated record